Messenger RNA from Tripterygium wilfordii, 1542 nucleotides. RefSeq lists its product as uncharacterized. Bases 24 to 413 code for a protein of 129 amino acids. The record is from RefSeq and is a predicted model, not a curated record. The transcript is spliced from 4 exons. Lineage: Eukaryota; Viridiplantae; Streptophyta; Magnoliopsida; Celastrales; Celastraceae.
GUGGUAAACGACCAAGAGGUUUUAUGGAGUUGAACGCAAGGCGAAAAGCUAUGAAGAAAAAGUCAUCUACACGUCAAGCUGCUCAGGAUCCUCGUAGCUCAACUCAAGUGGCUAGUUCUAGUUGUACUCCUCGGGAUGUUGGAGGAUUGGAAAAUCUGAACCCUAAUAUGCCAUCUCUUUAUGCUUAUAAUCCUCAACAAAAUGCACAAGGAGUGAUAUUUGAUCAGCAUGUUCAAAGAGUGGAUACUCCAAGCUCAAAUGGGGUAGCAUUUUAUGGUUAUAAUCCCCAAAGAAAUGUGCAAGGAUUGGUAUUAUUAAUUUGUAUAUUUUUUGUUCUUUCAUUGUCAUAUCAUGAUCUAACAUCCAGCUAUUUUUCUUUCAUUAUUGGCAAUAUUAGGGGCAAUUACAUAUAAUGGAGCAACCUCAUCCAGGUUAUACUAUCAAUCAACAAAGCAUGCAAAGGAUGAAUUUUGGAACUUUUCAGUACAGAUAAAAAGAAGGAACUAAUUUAGGAGGCUUGGGCACUUGGGUGUUGAAGAUGCAAGGAUUUUGAAAAUGCAAUCAUGGAUGCAGUACUGAUUGCCUAUUGAAAUAGAUUUUCUUUUGUUCUCAAGACUUGAUACUGUAAAGAUUAAGUGUUUGCUUAUUCCAUUGAACCAUUUAAACAUAUGAAAUGGAUGUGCCUGAACAUAGACUUCUCAGUUUUGUAUGUGCCUGAAAUGGAUGUGCUUGAACAUAUGAAAUAGAUUGCCUUUUGUGAUGGAAGACUUGUUCCUGUAAUGAUGAAGAGUUUGCUUAUUCCAUUGUAUGUGUCAAAACUUAAGACUCUUCAAGAGAUUAUACUUGUCAGUUAUGUGCCAAAACUUAACAUGUACAAAACUUGAAGCCUCUGUCAUUGUGCCUAAACUAUACAUAGAAAACAGUACACAUUUAGCCAAAUUGCAGUCGUGCCUAUAUGCAGAGUAUACUGCCAUUGGGCCUCAAACCAUACAAAUAAAAUUAUCUUUCACAGUUCACAGUAGGACUAGGAACCAAGUCCAUCCUCCAAAAACCACGUUGAUCCCUAACCAGUUCUGACCUCAGCUAAACAAUUAUCAAAAAUUUCCCCAAAUCAGAAAAAUCCUAGAAAAAUUGAAAACGCCAAAUAACUCCUUCAAUCUCGAACCACAAGCUCCCAUCCUUCCACACUCGCUUUCCUUCUCUCUCGCAGCUUCGAGACUCGACAAAUCUGCAGAUUUUUGAAGGAGCAAAACGGUUGUGUUCUUGAGAGUGGAUCGCGCUAUGCUACUUGUGACAGUGAUUGUCGUAGCCUUCGCCUGCGAGAAUGGUCUCUGAUUGUGUUGCGUCCGUCGCCGUGACCUUUGUUGUAGGUUUCGCCGGUGAGAAUGGUCGCCGAUUGUCAUGUGUCCCUAUACCGGUUGAUAAGAGGAGUUCUCUCGUUGAAAUGGAGAACAAAUUUAGAAUUUGGGAAAAAUGAUAGUUUAUCUGAGUUUUUGAGAGAAAAGGCUUAUGAUUUUAAUUUAAUAAAUAUUGGUUAAAGCU